This is a messenger RNA of Lytechinus variegatus (green sea urchin), 2450 nucleotides long. RefSeq lists its product as uncharacterized. Gene Ontology annotation, molecular function: microtubule binding. Gene Ontology annotation, cellular component: cytoskeleton. The record is from RefSeq and is a predicted model, not a curated record. Gene Ontology annotation, biological process: microtubule anchoring. The coding region runs from base 494 to 2056 and encodes 520 amino acids. Lineage: Eukaryota; Metazoa; Echinodermata; Echinoidea; Temnopleuroida; Toxopneustidae. The transcript has 7 exons.
UGUUGGUAGUAACAGGUGUAUAGCGUAGCAAAAACUAUUCAUCGGCUUGUAAACCCGACCGCGAAACAUAAUUGAGACUCGUGUAACAUAUAUAUGUUUCUUGGGUAUUCUUUAUCCAAUUUGCACUGUUUUUCUGGCUAAUAUCGUUGCCUUAUACCAAAUAUUAGUUAAAGCUGAAUUUCAUCAAACAAAAUAUUCACUUGGAUUUAUUUGACGGAAAUUUUUACUAGUAGGGAAAAAGAAAGAAGACAAUUUAGCGAAGCUUCUUCGUGGGACGGGUACUACUCCUGACCUCACCUUCAACGGGGGGACCUCCGCCAGCGAUCGACUCAACACUCGACGCGUGGAAGUAUACUCCAUUUGGGACGUCCGAUUUCAAAUUACUAUGGCAACGAACCAGAACUUCGGGUUCUUGGAGAAUUGAAAGAAAAACGUGUCGUGACUGGAGUGUGUUGAUUUUUAUUUAUUUUUGGGAUAAAAAUCGUGAGACAAGAUGCCUGCUUCGAGAAAUGUCGGAACUGCUGGGACAAUUGACACUGAAAUCCUUAACAUGGAAUUUCCCAAAUUUAUAAACAUUAGUGAGAUCUGCGAAUGCGGACGAUGUGGGCGCCACAAAGACUACGAUCGGAAACGGCGACCUGCCGGGGCGGACCGCCCUUGUGAACUCAGCCAUUACCAACAGACCUUCACUUCCUACCCCGAUGCCCAAAGGCAGUUGCCCCUUAUACCUCCCCCGACGCCCCGGGACCCCAACCCCCCACGGAUGGUAUUUGACACCACGCAAAGACACGACUUCAUACCGCGGGGAGAGGUGACGAAGCCUGAGAAAAUAAAACCGGUUGAAAAUUACCAACCUACCAAAGAACCGCUUGACGGUGAAACAGUUUACAAGGUAACCUACCCUGGCCAUACACAGUUCCCACAAAUCAGCCAAGCACGACCACCGAGCAAGGGCUAUCGGGAAAGAUCGGCAAAGUUCGACCAACGAACGACGAAUAAGGAAGAGUUCCGAGCGUGGGCGGCCAAGCCUUCGGUUGCUUUCGGCGAACUACCCUCGUUUGCAGGUUCCAUUUUGUACCCCGGCGACAUGGCCAAUCUCCAAUCUAUGACCCAACAAGACUUCGUAGAAAGACCGAUUAAUAAAUCCGAAAUGAUCCGAGCCGGUGUCGGUAGUAACAUUCAAGUCAGGGAAGGAAAAUUCGACCAUAACACCAUCCACAAACUGACCUACAAGGACAUGGGUCCUGGUCACAAAUCAAAAAAUGCCCGACCUAGCAAUCAGUAUCCCUCCGCAGCAAGGAGAGCCAAGUUUGAUGGGGUGACGCAGACGAGGAAAGAUUAUCCCGGAUAUCAGAGCCAACCCUUACCGCCGAAACCCUGCACGCCGCCUCCCGCGACCAUCAGACUUAGUAUGGACUCAAAAAUCGAUUUCGUGACGGAGAAUACUCAAGAAUUCCAAGGUCAUGAUGUUCUUGUGAAUCCCAAGCCUGCGACAAUGAAGAAAGAUUCAGAUACCUACAACCCACCAUCCAUCAAGUUUGCAACGGAUUCCAGUCAUAAGGUGGAUUAUCGCCCGAUUGAAGACAAGUCCGCGUACCUUCAACCCAACCGUCGGCCUCACACCCAAGGCGGCCCCCGCUCCGCCAAGUUCUACGACCAGACAACGAACAAUCGCUUCUUCCGCAACUGGGGCGCAAAACCCCGCAUACGCUACGGCGACUUCCACGAAGCGAAAAUAUACGUCAAACCCCGCGGGAAAAUGGAAGUGGAGAGUUGGAAUAGUCAGACGUACAAGAACAUUCCGCUGGAUGAACCGACGCCAAGCUUCAAACCUCACGAUGAGCCUGUUCAAAGAAUGGGGAAACAGGACUUUACGACCAUUCAUAAGGCGACUUACAAAGGACAACGUCCGCAGAUGUGCAAGGCGCGGUUGUAUAUUCUUCAACAGGAAAUGAAACGACGAAAGGCUUUGAAAGAGAGGCAAGUGAAAGAGGGAGCAAAUGGAAAUAAUGGAUUGCGAGCUGUUGGAAGAACUGCUUUAGCCGGUACUGUUUGAGGAUGCGCUGGGCGUGGCUUCCGUCAGUGACUUUGAUAACAACAAUAUGCGACUUGUCGUGCGGUGUGUCGGCGUUCUAUCAGAGUAUACGCUGAAUGGACGUGGGAAGGAUGAGCAUUAGCGUCCGAGAAGUGAGAAGCAUUUCAUGAAGUGUCUCAUCAUUCAAUUUUCUCUGAUGAAUUCGCUCUCAGCCAAUCAAAUGCAAUGAUUUCGGUAGCUUAUCACAAAAGUCCGUAGAAAUCGCAGACAAGACAUGUUGGGUAGUCCUACACUUUGAAGUUAACAUCAGGAUUAGUUUCGUUCUGAGAGUAUCAAGUUCAGUAAACGAGUGUCUAACGGAUUUAAUCAUGACAAAGUAUUUUUGCGUCUAUUCAAGUUUCUGACACUUAAUAAA